This is a messenger RNA of Pelobates cultripes (western spadefoot toad), 666 nucleotides long. The record is from the annotation of a GenBank genome assembly. Lineage: Eukaryota; Metazoa; Chordata; Amphibia; Anura; Pelobatidae.
AUGAGCUCAGAUGAGUAUUCACAAAUGACGAAUUAUCUUGAAAACAACUUAAAUAGAACUGAGAAAAAUGUAAUAGCCGUUAAAAGGAGGAAAUACCUUCGUGAUAAAAAUGAUUAUGCGAGGGACCAAGUUAGGUCGUAUUCCAAAAGAAAUCAGGAAGAACAUCAUACUUAUUAUAGACCCUUUAGACAAAUAGAGAGACAUGAAUCUAGAAUAGACAACAGGGAACAGCCUCAGAUCCAAUUUCAACAGAAAUUCAUUCCAACAACUCAACAACAUAAACCAUCUGGUAGACCUAAACCACUGAUUACUCCAGAAAAAGUGGUCAGAAGGAAGGAACACAAUUAUGAGUUAAGGCCAAGAUUAAACUCACGCAAGGUAGAUCAUAGAGAACAUGUGUCCUAUGAAAGAACUAGACCCAUUCCAAAAAAACGAGGAUUGAUACCCCUUGAAAAUAGGUAUGAAGUUUUAAAUAAAUCACCUAGGGAGGAGGUUUUUUGGCGCGCCCACAAAAAAGAUCGACACAAGGAGUUGGACAAUCAGAGGGGAACACCGGGAAAAAGAAGGAGGAGCAUAGAAGAAGGGGAGGUAGAGGAGGAGUUCACAUACAGAAAAGAGCUAAGGGACAGGAAUCGACAUCAAAUAACCACGGCAUCUUUAAUUUAA